GCCUCCUCAGCAAAUCUGGAGCAAAACACAAAUGGUUCCCGAGAGGAAGGUUGACAAGUGGCUCAGAAUGAGCAGGAAUCCCUAGAAGGUUAUCAGAAAAGAGGAGCAAUGUUAGGAUUUGGAGGCAACAUGUCCUCAUCAACAGUGGUGCCAGUAUAUAUCGAAUAACACAACUCGGAGGUUUUGCUGCCUGGAAGGUCCCUGCAUUCCGCUCAUUAACAGGAAGACGGUGAUAUCUCAGAAUCUGGAAAAAAGACCUUGAUCUGCUUCACAACACCCUGGAAAGCUGUAGUUUAGCAGCUCCUGACAUGGCAAAUGGCAACUCAGCAGAACUAUCAGCCCAGGAGGCACCAGAGGCCGAAGAGCAUAUCUAUGAAACCGUGGAAGGGCUUGGCAAAACGGAGCAGAGCCAGCGAUUGGCGGUGGAGGAGCUCCUCAACACGGAGAUAAGCUAUGUGCACAACCUUCAGCUGUGCAUUUCAGAUAUCCGUAGCCACCUCCAGAAAAAGCAGCUGCCUGAAAUCGACCUGGAUGGACUGUUCUCAAAUAUAAACGAUAUCCUGCAUCUUUCCAAAUGUUUCUUGAAAGAACUUGAAGCUACAGUGAGUCAGGAAGAUGAGCAGCUCUUUCGUAUCAGCACCUUAUUCCAAGAGCUCAAAGAAGAGAUUGAGAAUGUCUAUAAGAUUUAUUGUGCUGACUAUGACCAAGCGCUCCUGCUGCUGGAGAUGUACAGAAAGGAUCCAAAACUUAACAAGGAGAUUGGGGAUACCUUGACUUCCACAGUGCCCCACACUGGCGCAUCAGACUUGACCUUUUUCCUGGUGAUGCCAGUGCAACGGGUCAUGAAGUACCCACUGCUGCUGCAAAAGAUAUUGGACAACACACCAGAGAGUGACCGAGCUUACCGAGCCCUUCAAGCUGCAACCACGGCCAUGAUAGAGGUCAACGCCAAUAUCAACGAGUACAAAAGGCAGAAGGAAGUAGCAAAUAAAUACAAUAAGCCUGGGUACCUGACCCUACGGGACCGCCUGGCUCGCAUCAACGCGCACUCCAUCGCCAAAAAGACCACACGACUGAGUCGCCUCUUCAUGCAAGAGGCUGGAAUUGUGCCCAAAACAGAGGACAAGGAGUUUGAUGAGCUGGAAGAAAAAUUCCAGUGGUUAGCAUCAGCUGUGACUGGUCUGAAAGAGAACGUGGCAUCUUUCCUGGGAAAUAUUGAGGUGUUCCUCAGCUCAAGACCUCAUGAGAAUGAGCUGGAUGUAGGAUCGGGAACCAUGCAGCUCUAUUGUCAGUUUGCAGGAAAACUCCACACAACGGUCUUCCCUGCAUUUAAGAAAAGGCUGGAACAUCUGGUUUACUUUCCACUGUGCAACUUGUCAGAGACUCUGAAAGGACCUCAAAAGCUGAUCAAGAAGCGCUUUGACAAGCGGCUGGAUUAUGAGGAACUGGAGGAGAAGCAGAACGAGACAGGCAGUGUGACAUAUGAGGAGGCGGCUGCUAUGAAUACCUAUCUUGCCAUGAACUCUUUGCUUGUCUCUGAACUACCAGUGUUCAACCAAGUAGCCCUGCAGUGGUUGGGGCAGCUUCUGCAUUCGUUUGUGUCGAUUCAGAAGGACCUGGCAAAACAGGUGCUCCAGGAGGCAGAGGGAGGGUUUGUCCAGCUGCCCCACAGGCACCUCCCUGAAGCUGAUUUUUGGAAGAUGGUAAAGGAUACUUUAAGCCAAGCUGAAGAUCAACUUUCCUCUUUCCGAGAUAAAUUUGAUACGGUUAUGCCAAGCCCUCUGGUGCAGCCUCUGACCCCUGCAGAGGAGAGGAAAGUCCUCCUGCUUGUGAACAAACAUGGCACAGAUAAGUUGUACCAGGUGACAAGCAACAUCAGUGGCAGCAAAGAGAUGGACCUGACGCUACAGAGGGGGCAGAUUGUGGCCCUUUUACAUGACAAGGACACCAAGGGCAAUCCUAAUCGAUGGCUGGUGGAUGCUGGAGGUCCACGAGGCUAUGCCCCCUCUGGAAAACUCCAAAGAUAUCAUAUAGCACAAAGCCAAAAGCCUGAAAGGCAGAUUCCAGCCCAAAAGGAGAGCUUUGAGAAUUUACAUUAUUCUUACAACUGCCCUCAGACACCUAGUCUACCAGUACAAGUCAGCACACCAUCUUUACAGGUCGUCGCUGCUUAUGCAUUCACAGCUAGAAGCAGCCAUGAAGUGAGCGUGCAGAUGGGCCAGCCAGUGACUGUGUUGGAGCCUCAUGAUAAGAAGGGGAGCAAAGAAUGGAGUCUGGUGGAAGUGAAUGGACAGAGGGGCUAUGUGCCUUCCAGCUACCUGGCGACGGUGCCUGCCCAAGGGCCACCUGGAUGGAGCUUACCUGUUUGGCCCUUUCCAGCUCACCAGACAUAAUCACACAGAGAUGCUCAUUUUCCAGAAUUAGCUCCCUUUCCACUUCCCCGCCCUUUCCAUUUCUUCUGUGGUGGCUUGUCAUGUCCUGCAUUGAAGGAAGAGGUGGGGAGUGGUGCCAGGAGACCACUGAGUUGGCAGUGAGUGGCAAAAGCAGAUGCAUAUUUAUUUAAAUGAUGUGAAGGAAUAUGUGAACAAAGCUACUGAUGGUGGGUUCCUUUUGCCAUUGUGUUUUUCUAGGUCUAACAGUACUGAUAAGAUUCCUCCAUAGAUCUCUCACGAAAAUAUAGGAUUAGAUUCUGCACCUUUGGGCAUGUUGGAUAGAGAUGUUCUCAGACCAAAAGUUCCUGCAAGAUUCAUGCAGUGCAAUAAAGAGAUAGGAGGCUGAUGUGUUCAUUCCAGAACAAGCAGCAGGAGUCAUUGCAAAAAGCCAGUAUAUAUCCUGUUUUGCUUUCAUUAAAGAGACAUUCUCUCUUUGGCCCUAUGUCAGCCAGGGAAAGUGGUUCAGUGUUAGCCACUUAAUACCCAGUGUUUAGCUCCCAGGUUGCUAAACCCAGCCUUUCCCCUCUUGUAAUAUAGUAGGUUUAAUGAACUAGACAAAUGCAUGGCAGCAUUUGCUAGCUAUAAGUAGAAUCAUAUUGUAUUUAAGAUAUAAUGCUGCUUUGAUACCUAAGAUGAACUACUUGAAGUGUAAGCCAAAUUACAAAGCCAUGAAUGUUCCUGAUAGCUUUAAUUUUUAAGUAUGUGGUGUUCAGCUACCUCUCUGGGUGAGAACACAGGACCUCAACGUAUUCCUGGGGUUGUGGAGGAAGUAAAAGGCCUAGCGCUGAGGCGUGGUUCACACAAAAUUGGGCAACACAAACAUGUGCCUUUUAUUUAUUUUCCUAAGCUUUCCUUCAAAAGAAGAAAAGAUAAAAGUGGAAGUGGAAAAGAGAUACAGUCUGAGGUCCUUCCCAGGACCUAUGAGUUAUAAGAUAGUGUGGUGUAUCUGUUAGAGUGUUGGAUGACAAUGUGAGAGAUCCCCAUUCAAUGCUCUACCAAGCUAUGGAAAUCACUGGGUUACUGUAGGCCAGUCAUGUGCCCUAACCCACUUCUCAGAUACGUUGUGAAGAUACAGGUGGAGGAGGAGAGCCAUGUAUGCCACCUUGAGCUCAGUGAUGGAAAUGCAGGAUGUAAAUCUGAGACAUACAAACACUUCUGAAAUGUUUCACUACUAAAAACUAAUGAUACCCAUUCUCAGAAUAUUGAGGAGAAUAACAGUCAUACAUUGUUGCUUAGUAUAAACAAGAAAAUCCAAAAUGAAAGUUCAUCAGGCUUCACAGUGUGAAGUGCUUUCUCUGUGCCACUGGUCAAAAGAAUACACUUAUAUUUUCUGCAUCCAUAUGCCUAGAAUAAUCCAAUAAGGGUUUUGGCAACAGCAUUAAAAAAAACAACAACCAUAUAUCCACUGAGCCAAGGAAUCAAGACUACGUGGAACACUUAGAUGUACUAACACUCCUCUUUGUGGCUCAUAAUGCAGCUUAGAAUGUUUAAAAAUUUAGCUGUAGAGGGGCUGUUUCAGGUAUAGCUCCUGAAAAAUGAAUGGAGCUGCUCUUAGCUAUAUAACAUAUUAUGCAAGCCUAGGGACAAAAGAAGUGAAUAGCAUUAUGUUCUAGCUGACCCCAUGACAUCAGAGCUUCUCAUGUUUACAUCCCAGUACACGCCAAGUGGACUUUGUUUUCUUGAGAUGCGGAUCAAGAGGAGGUCCAGAAGAGCUGCCAUGCUGUUUUUGUGUGAAUUUUAAGAAAAGUAAGACCAUCCUAGUAUACUGAUACCUAAGCUAAUAACUUGAUCUAUUCUGACUCUGACUUCAGCAUGGAGUGCUUGACACUCAGUCUCUCUGACAAACAUCUAAAACGCUCUAUUCUGUGAAACUGCUGAAUUCAUCUGAUGUGAGCACCCAUGGACCAGCUUGUUAUUGCGAUUCUUGUGUGGCCUUUUCCCUACUGGGAUAUUGCUGUUUUGUAAUGAAUGAAUUGUGAGAAAUAAACUGCACUGGUCCUCUGCUUAGCAGGGUCACUGAAA
This is a messenger RNA of Pogona vitticeps (central bearded dragon), 4454 nucleotides long. The record is from RefSeq and is a predicted model, not a curated record. NCBI's taxonomy places the organism in Eukaryota, Metazoa, Chordata, Lepidosauria, Squamata, Agamidae.